GAACCGAUCAGUUCUCUCCGAGACUUGAUCGCGUGCGCAACGUUUGAUCACGGCCGGUCUUCCUUCGAUCGUAUUCGCGGCGUGCCGAGAGUUACUCUUCGCUCGUUUUCACCUGUGUGUGCGAGAGUGUGAGCUCAACUAAACCAACAACUGCACUGCAUUCAGCGACAGUGUUUGUACUUAAUUGCGCAGUCUCUUGUUCCAAGAAGCGUGACUUUUGUAGGGAAGGAGACAGCAGUGCAAGAUCGCAUAGAUCACACCGCAAUUUGGAAGCAAUUCGUGUUUCGAUCCGGGUUCGUCGCUUGAUUCCCAAUCAGAGCCAAAUCACUUUCGUGUGGGGGAUAAGAUUUUGUGCGUUUUGAGUUAGGAGGCAGUGGUUAUGUGAAUCAAUUCCAGCGCAAGAGAUUCGAGUCGAGUGUUUGUGAUUGCUAAUUGAACAAGUGUUUUCGCCUCUUCGCCACUAUUUAACUGGCGUUUGAUUUUGUUUUCAUCGGUGAGAGGCGUUCGAUGUUUGAUUUUUGUUUGACGGCGACUUCCAAUUAGUGGAUACCCGUGUUGAUUGAGUGGCAAAAAUUCUUUUCCGGCUGGCGUUUUUUAACGAUCGGUGGAUGCUCGGCGGUGUGUUGCAAAGUGCGAGCAAUCCGACCUUUAGAACCGGUGUCUACAGCUUGGCUGCGUAGUGUUAGUACGAAGUGUGAUUAAGUCUAGGAAGUGAGCAGAGAACGUCAAGACCGGCUUUGGAGUGGUGUUUUGCUGUUGGUUGUGGUGUUAUACAUCCGUUAAAGGCGAGAUUGUUGGCGACUGAGUGAGUGAUCGAUUAGCGCAGCUGUGGCCUUUCCCGUCGUAAAAGAAUGUCGGUGGCAUAGUGUGUAGAGUGAUAAGAGUUGAAAAGAGCACUUACGUAAGCUAUAGGUCGGAAUUGUGGAAAACAAGCUGAUGAGCGUAUUUCAGCAGGAGUGUGUGGAAGCUUGAGGUAAAUAACGUGACUAACAGAGAACGAGUGACCGGGUUGAAGGCGUUCCUGUGUUUUCGGUGAAUUCGACAACAUUAGGUUUCAUCGGCUGAUAUUCAACAAACACGCAUUACUUUUGGCAGUUCGACAGAAAAAUAAAAUCUAUAAACGCAUCACUGAGGGUCGGUUCCUUAUCACGCGAGACUUCACACAGCAUAUCGGGGUCGUCCAAUCCCGCAGUGAGAUGUGUCGAUGAGAAUUCAUCACAGCAGCAGCAGUGGCACGUGAUUUCUUGCACUGCAGAUUGGACCGGAUUCAGUUUCGUUAGACGAAUUUUUCGUAGGAUUGAAGGUCAAGUCGACACUUAUCGUCCCAGAAAAGGUCCGAUGAGGUGGAACAUCUUUUAAUUGAGAGGUUCAUCCAGUUACUGAAGCCCUCAAUUUGGACUCUCCAAGAUCAUCUACUGCAGCAACGAUCUCGUUUCCCCGCCAAUCGAGAGCAGCUCCUCCAGAAUUUGGACCUCGAGGCAGACACGCGCGUGGGACUAUGUGAAUGAGUAGCCUUCUUUGAAGGAAAAACGUAUCUGAUCCGGUGCCAGGGCCUCACGCGAAGCAUUGAUCAUGAUCAUGAAGAUCAAAGCUCUGAAUAGCUGAACGAACGACGAAAAACUUCCACCGGCCAAGGAGAACCGUCCAACCGAGUCGGCAACCGUGUAAUUACUAGCGUUUAACGACCAACACCUCUCACCCACGUCGCCCUCUACUUUAAGUCGGAUCUCAGCUAGGAAAAAAAAUCCGAAAAAAUGUUGAAAAAUAUCCACGAGCGAACCGUCAAAAAGGUGAAGGGCAAUCAUUACGUUGCCAGCCAUGGUGGUCGCGACACCGUAGAUCUCCCGUACGCUCAGGCCAACCGAGGGUACUCCACAGACGGCGAGGACAGUCAACGGGCCCCAUCGGAUCGCACUGUCUCGGAAUACACGGUAGCCAACGAGCGGGCAACACCCCCAACGGCACCGUCUCGCAAAUCUCGCUCGGACACCAAGUACCAGCAGAACGGAACCACUAAUGGUGGUCCACGACCUCUCUCUAGUCCACCGACACGUGCUCCGCCACGUGCACCCUCCGCUUUGAGCUACGAUCAUGGCGGCGAAACCGGAAGCGAUAUCUACGUCACAUCGGCCGCUUACAAAGCUCCCUCGGAAAUUAGCCGCUACAGCGCUCAUCGGAAUCACCACAACACCUCGCGUGGUCCUCGAAGUGUGUACAGUGUUGCCAGCACAGCCAAAACGGGUCGCAGCUCGCGGCGUCACGGUGCCAAGGUCGAAGCGAUGUCCGCCCCGAAUCCAUUCUGUCCCAAUGUCAAAGGCGUCUGCUGUUUGAUGCUUCUUUUGAACUUGGGACUGAUUCUGGUUACGCUGGGUUUCGUGAUAGUGAUGCAGUUCAUGGAACCGCUGUUUGUAUGGAUACUGGGCGUGGUGUUCUUGGUGUUUGGCUUCGCAACCCUUAUCGGCAGCAUGAUCUACUGCGUGAUCGUGUGUCGGGACGCGAAAACUCCGGAACAGUUGCGCAAUGAGGAUCUCUACUGGACCAAACACUGGCAGAAGAGCAUUGGUUACACGCCGCACGAGAUCGACUACAAAACCGAUCGGUUCGACGAGCGGGAUCGGUACUCGGAUCGCUUCUCGGUGGGUAAAAUGAGCGGGAAGUACUCCGAUCGGGAGAUUACCCGAUACUGAAGAGAUGCAGAAUCCGAUAGCGCACAACGAACAAGGAAUGUAACCAGUGUAACUGAAACGAACGUUACUAAUAAGAUUUAAUUUAAACGAUUUCGCUAGCUAAGUUGAUUCAGUCUAAUACUAGAACCUGAUACAGUCUGUAGAGAAUAAUGAUUUCCACAGGAGCGUCGAGCGCGGAGUGGGAACUUUUACGAACUAAGUUAACAAAAUACGAAGCAAUAAUAACAGAUAUGAAUGAUGAACAGUUAAACGGAUACACAUUAUUGAAGUAAUGGAAUAAUUGUUUUAAAUGUUGUAACAAACGAUUAAUGUACAUAUUAAUGGAAGUGAAUAAGAGAAGAUGCAGAUAUAACUACUUUUAUGUAACAAAAAUAAAAUAAUGAACGAAUGUUAA
Messenger RNA from Aedes aegypti (yellow fever mosquito), 3081 nucleotides. RefSeq lists its product as uncharacterized. Bases 1755 to 2687 code for a protein of 310 amino acids. Lineage: Eukaryota; Metazoa; Arthropoda; Insecta; Diptera; Culicidae. The transcript has 8 exons. The record is from RefSeq and is a predicted model, not a curated record.